Fraxinus pennsylvanica is the source of this 333-nucleotide messenger RNA. The record is from the annotation of a GenBank genome assembly. NCBI's taxonomy places the organism in Eukaryota, Viridiplantae, Streptophyta, Magnoliopsida, Lamiales, Oleaceae.
AUGCGCAAGGAGACCAUCGAAUCUGCCUCUUCGAAGCACGAAGCCCUUAUUGCAGGCGCAAUUGAAGCAGUCGAAUUUUCUCGUUUACAGCCACCUCUUUGUUACCGCUUUGUGGUUGCAAUGUCUCGCUUUUCCAGGGAUAGUAGGUCGAGAAGGUACUGCUAUUGUGGGCAGCUAGUGCGUGUGAGAACAUCUUGGACGGAAAACAACCCCGAGCGAAGGUUUCUAGGCUGUCGAUCAUAUUGUACGCGAUAUGCCUGCAAUUUCUUCGAUUGGGUUGACCAGGCACCCAAUGAUAGGUAUAAGGUAGUCAUAAAUGGGUUGAUUCGGUAG